UGCUCAUUUCAGGCAGUAGUGAAAUUGUGGUGAAACUUACGAUUAAUGGCCCUGAUACACGCAAGUAUGGACUACAAAAACGAAGGCCACAGCGGCGUCAAUCAGCUGGGUGGCAUCUUCGUGGGUGGCCGACCGCUACCCGAUUCCACCCGGCAGCGAAUCGUCGAGCUGGCACACGCUGGAGCACGACCCUGUGACAUAUCCCGGAUUCUGCAGGUUUCCAACGGGUGCGUUAGUAAGAUUCUGGGAAGGUACUACGAAACCGGUAGCAUCCGACCGCGGGCCAUCGGAGGUUCCAAGCCUCGCGUAGCCACCCCGGAGGUGGUUCACAAGAUCUCAAUGUACAAACAGAACUGUCCGAACAUUUUUGCCUGGGAGAUCCGUGAUAAAUUGCUGAAUGAACGGAUUUGUACGCCGGAAAACAUUCCCAGUGUCUCCUCAAUCAAUCGCGUGCUGCGGAAUCUAGCCGCUCAGAAAGAGUUCAGCAAGAAGCCACACAUCCAAGAUUCAUCCACCGAAGAAUCGAGUUACUUGUCCGCCAAACCACUCAGUGACAGUUCGCCCUUUAUUCACUACAAAUACGGGGACAAUGUUGACAUCAAACCGACCAACGAGCAGGAAAGUAAGAGCCCCUUCGGAAAGCACUGUUUCACCAAUCUGGAUUCACCGGUGGGACUCGGUACGGGCGGUGGUAGUAGUAGCAGUAGCAACAUCAAACCUCCGUCGAUUCCACAAACCGUCAACUUCGAUAGCGAUUCGGAACGGCUCAGCCUGAAACGUAAACUGCAACGUAACCGGACAUCCUUUACCGUUGACCAGAUCGAGUACCUGGAGAAGGAGUUCGAGCGAACGCACUAUCCGGAUGUGUUCUCCCGGGAACGAUUGUCUUCCAAAACCAAUCUACCUGAGGCGCGGAUUCAGGUUUGGUUCUCCAACCGCCGUGCCAAGUGGCGUCGUGAGGAAAAGCAACGUUCGCAAGCAGUUUCCGAAGGAUCGAACGUUGCCGUGUCCGUAUCGGCAGCUGCCCCUCCACAACCAUCCGCCAUUUCUUCCUGUAUGAACCUCACUUCUCCGUUGGUUUCCCACGUGUACGAUUCGAACAUGUGCGUCGAAGAUUCCAACAGCAAUUAUUUGAGCAAAACGUACCCGCUGGAACCGACCGCCUUCCAGAAUCUUGAUCCGCUGAAGUCUCCCCAGUCCCACCAUUCCCAGAACCACUCGCCCAUGUCGUUCAAACUGUUUCCGUCCAACGUGGGCGGUGGAUCGGCAACUCAGGGAAGCUCUGGUGGUGGUGGUGGUGGUGGUAGUGGCGGCGGAGGUGGCGGGGGAGGAUCUGGAAGUGGCCAAAGCUCAUCCGGAGUACACCACGAACCGAGCAUGAUGGAUGCGGUAGCUCUAUCGAAUAAUGGCGGUUUCUCACACGUACCUACCUCGGACGACAAGUCCCUGUACAACCACUUUGCCUAUUCGGCUUCGUCCGUGGCGGUUGCAGCCGCAGCCAAUAUGCACCAUUCGGCUGCGUACUCUGCGGCUGCCGCCGCGGCAGCCGAUCACCACCAUCACCAUCAUCAUCAUCAUCAGUCGUACAAUGGGAUGUACCUGAAGAAUCAACUGUACAAUAUUCCGUCCAGCGGAGUUUUGAGCUUCCAAUCGACGCUGGACUGGAACAAGAGUUAAUGGUAAGCGUCAAUGGGGGGUGACGACGCGAUAGAUUUCCCCUGUGGAUUGAUGUUGAUGCUGAUGAUAAUGAUGAUGUUUGAUAUGACGAUGAUUGCCAUAACAAGGAAGAAGAAACCGUUGCAGUAUUUGUGGUGCGCUCCGAAUCUCUCUUUAUCACUUUACUAUUGAAAAAAAACGUAAAAUAAAUGUUGAAACCGAUGACACAAAGGUACAUAUGUAAGAGGAAACAGAAUCGUGAUCAGUUUUUUUGCUAAUAGUGAUGGUUGUCCGUACUUAUACAUAUAUCUAUAUAUAUCGAACAAACAAAAGGUAUUAUUUUUGCGUCUCAUUACAUUCUAUUAAAUGCUGUGAAACAACAAAACAAAAUGUGUUAGACAAAUUGAAUAUUUUAAAAUUGAAGCUCUAGCGUGUAGGUGAGUCGUAAUUGCAAAUCUUCUUAGAACAAUAUUACUGGUUCCAGUAAACUUGAAACUGAAAUGUACAAUAAAACUGCACAUUAUUACU
Messenger RNA from Topomyia yanbarensis, 2184 nucleotides. Its product is annotated as paired box protein Pax-6-like. Gene Ontology annotation, biological process: anatomical structure development; regulation of transcription by RNA polymerase II. The transcript has 7 exons. The record is from RefSeq and is a predicted model, not a curated record. The coding region runs from base 46 to 1677 and encodes 543 amino acids. Lineage: Eukaryota; Metazoa; Arthropoda; Insecta; Diptera; Culicidae. Gene Ontology annotation, molecular function: DNA-binding transcription factor activity, RNA polymerase II-specific; RNA polymerase II cis-regulatory region sequence-specific DNA binding.